Pezoporus flaviventris is the source of this 1161-nucleotide messenger RNA. RefSeq lists its product as uncharacterized. The transcript has 4 exons. NCBI's taxonomy places the organism in Eukaryota, Metazoa, Chordata, Aves, Psittaciformes, Psittacidae. The record is from RefSeq and is a predicted model, not a curated record. The coding region runs from base 355 to 1161 and encodes 268 amino acids.
UGGAUGAGGGGAGGCAGGAGGCUCGCAGGGCGGGCUCCUGGCCAGCGGGCGGUGGGAGCCCCCUCGCUUGGCGAGCUGAUGGCCGGCGGCGGGGGAGUAGGGCGCUGCCGGCCCCGCUCACUCAGAGCACCGGCGGCCCCGGCCUCGGCGCCGGGUGGGCGCUGAGCGGGGCCCGCACCGCGCCCGCUCGUCAGGCAAGGUGCGCUAGAGGGGGGGUAAAACGGGAGGGAUAGCAGCGGGGAGAGGCGGAGAAAGGCGGGAGGCUGGUGGGUCUGCCCGGCUGCUGGCUACCUCACCCCGGCAGCGCGCAUCCCGGCGGGUGACAGAGGAGCCGGAUAUUUCCAACCCCAAACUAUGGCUUUUCAAAAAUCGCCCGAUGCCUCCAACGCCACGAGGAAAAACCCCAGCCUCCUGGAGAUAGGAGCCUUGUGCUUGGACUCGGAGAUCAUCUUCGGCUUCACCAGCCACCUCCUGCGGCGGAAAGCCAAGACCCCACCCCGUGUUCGAGAGCCACCAGCACCUACCCUCGCGGUGGCGGGCAAGGAGACCAGGAGCCGUGACUGGCAUCGCUGGGGGAAGCCCCCGCCGCCGCCAUCUCCCGCCGCGGCUCCCACGCGAGGUGCCGGGUCCGGCUCCGGGUCCGUCCUGGGUGGGACUGGGAGCUCCCGUGUGCAGCCGCACGGCGGCGCCGGCAGGUGGUGCUCUGGUCACAGGCACGGGGCGGUGGUACCGGGCUGCGGUGCCCGGGCAAGUCUCGGCUCGGCCCCUGCCCACAGCCACCAGGCCGAGGCAACGGGACAGGGCAGUGAGGGGGCACUGGGACACAGUGGCUCACGUUCCUCUCUCUGGAACAUCCCAUCACGCCCACCGAGCGGCUGGGGAGUCGGCCGACCCCCGGGGUGGCUGAGCCCCGAGGCACCGCGCAUCUGCCCGCGAAGGGGCGUACGGUGCCUCCAGCUCUACGCCGGAGAGCGUCGGCCGCGGGAGCGGACCCCGCCCGUCCCCUGGACCCCAUUUGCAACUGCUCUACACCCACCGGGCCCGCGCGAAGGGCCGAUGCUUGCGCGGCUUUCCGACCCGCAACGCUCCGCAGUGGGACCGGUACCCGCAGCUCGGCCCUUUUAUUCCUCACUCUCCGGGAACUUGGGUGCUGGAGCUUGA